AUGGCCACCCAUCGAUUUCUGCAACUUGAAAAGCAUUUACUGCGUUCAGAAGAACUGAUGCAACGUUAUUCAACUGGCAUUCAAGAAUAUUUCGACUUGAAUCAAAUAGUUUCAUCCACAUCAACAGAAGAAGAACGUUUCCCUGCCACAAGCACAAACCAAUCAGCAGUUACUGCGUGUGUAUUGCCACAUCAUGCGGUUAUACGUGAGGACAAGCUAACUACGAAACUUCGUAUUGUAUUCGACGCCUCAUCGAAAACGUCAAAUGGGAAAUCACUAAAUGAUAUUCUAUGCAUAGGGCCGGCACUUCAGAAUGAACUCCCGGCAGUUAUUUUGAACUGGAGGUUCUACGAAUUCGUGUUCAACGCUGACGUGCAAAAAAUGUACAGAUGUAUCGACAUGCAUCCGGAUGACAUUCCUUAUCAAAAGAUAGUGUGGCGUGACAAUAAACGGUGUUUACAAGAAUAUUGUCUAACCACGGUUACAUUUAGCACAGCUUCAGCUCCGUGCACUGCGAUCAGUGUCAUUCAUCGAAUAGCCGAUGAUGAAAAACAACGCUUCCCUCUGGCAGAGAACGUGUUAAAAGAGGAAAUGUACGUUGACGAUGUUCAAUCUGGCGGUUAUUCCCUAGAAUCAGCCAUCAAGAAACGAGAUCAAGGGAAGGCAGCUCUCGCGUCAGCGGGCAUGGAAUUGAGGAAGUGGGCAAGUAAUCACCCAGUAUUACUCGAAUCCAUUCCGCUCGAACAUCAGUACAGUGGCACCUUACUUGAGCUCCACAGCGACGAAGUAGUCAAGACAUUAGCAAAAACUGCAUCUCAUAGGCAGUAUCGAUAUCGGCCAGAUUAUUUACAGAGGUAUGAUGACAAUGAGUUCAUCAAGAGGUUUCGAUUAUCAAAACCUACCUUUCGGUACUGUUCUAUAUCACCACGCACAAAACUAAUGCUAGCGCUCAGAUUCUAUGCCAGCGGAAGUUUCCUAAUAACCGUUGGAGAUUUUUGUGGGGUAAGCGUAUCUACAGCAAGCCGAGCAGUUAAAGAAGUGUCGUUUGCUCUGGCUGCUUUAUACAAGGAUUUCAUUCAACUUCCAAGCGAUCCUACUCAGACGGUGGCAGAAUUUUUCCAAAUAGCUAAAUUCCCCAAAGUCAUCGGAGUUAUUGAUUGCACACAUGUUCGAGUACAAUCACCCGGUGGUGGCAAUGCAGAAAUUUUUCGAAAUAGAAAAGGAUACUUUUCGAUCAAUGUCCAGGCAAUGUGCAAUGCAAAUUUGAUGUUCCUAGAUUUGGUGGUAAGGUGGCCUGGUUCCGCACACGAUUACAACAUUUUCCGCAAUAGCCGUCUUAAGUUUUGUAUGGAAGAAGGACAUUUUAGUAAUUAUUUUAUCCUUGGCGAUAGUGGCUACAAGCAAACUCAUUACCUGAUGACUCCAUUAGUGAACCCAUCAAAUGCACCGGAAAGACUUUACAAUGAGUCACAAAUCCGCACGCGGAUUUCAAUUGAGAGAUGCUUUGGCGUAUGGAAAAGACGUUUUCCAGUAUUGUCGAUAGGACUGCGAAUAUCAAUAAACUCCACAAUGGCUGUUAUAGUCGCAUGUGGUGUUCUGCAUAACAUUGCAGUACUUUCAAAAGACCCACUUCCUCCUAUGGAUGAACUGAGUCUGCUGGAGAUUCCAGAAGAUGCCGCAGAAAAUAAUUCAGUGGAGAUAAAUUCUAACUCUGUUGCAAGAAACCGACUAAUACAAAACUAUUUUGCUAGAUUAUAAAACCAUCAACCAAAAGAAAAAAUAGCUAAAUGGAGUUCUAUGAGCAUAUGCACAUUAAAAAGAUACCAACCCUUUCCAAUGUAAUUUUUCAAAUAAAAGGUCUAUCAGUUUACAUUUAUGUUAAAUUUA
Messenger RNA from Rhagoletis zephyria (snowberry fruit fly), 1887 nucleotides. RefSeq lists its product as uncharacterized. The record is from RefSeq and is a predicted model, not a curated record. NCBI's taxonomy places the organism in Eukaryota, Metazoa, Arthropoda, Insecta, Diptera, Tephritidae.